Molecule: messenger RNA, 5032 nt
Organism: Coniophora puteana RWD-64-598 SS2
Lineage: Eukaryota; Fungi; Basidiomycota; Agaricomycetes; Boletales; Coniophoraceae
Product: multidrug resistance-associated ABC transporter
Exons: 40
Coding region: 139-4887 (1582 amino acids)
Biological process (GO): transmembrane transport
Cellular component (GO): fungal-type vacuole membrane; fungal-type vacuole
Molecular function (GO): ATP hydrolysis activity; ATP binding; ABC-type peptide transporter activity
Source: RefSeq, a predicted model, not a curated record
GUUCGAUCCUUGAUUUGUCCAGUCCUUGAAGACGCGUAGAAACGCGUGAAACCGCGUCAACAGACUCGACCUAAUAGCAUCCGCUCCCACUGAUAGGCAGGACUCAAGUACUCAGGUCUGACAUCUGUAAUACCCCUGAUGAUAGAUUUGCACCUUCUUGCAUCUGCUGUUCUUGUCGCCACUGCUGGCACAAGUCUCGUGCUCCACCUGCUCCUCGCACCUAAAGACAGUCAGAUCAAGCUCCCCACAGCUACACCUGAUGCGCUCUCAGAAAGUCCUGCUGGAUCUCUCCGAGAUGACCCAUUUGACAUAAGUCAACCUGAAGAUACCAUAGAGGGAUACCCUAUAUAUGAGGACAAAUUUUGGGCCAAGGUGAGACUUCGAAAGCAUACGCUUUCAGCCACACUCGGUCUGGUCUUCGUUUUCCAAGAAGUGUCCUUGGGAUGGUCCAUCGUCGAACUCGACUUCGAUAUGAUCACCGUCGACGUUUUGCUAACGGCCUAUGCCAUGUACACCUACAUUUACGCUACUCGCUCCACGGUUCAUACCACCAUUGACUCCCAUGUCAACUCCUUGAUCCAUCUCUCGGUGCUUACGCUGCUACCUUUUGUUCUUCUGCUAAUUGUGUCUAUCAUCCCUUCUGGCCCACCGUUUGAAACGUCCAUGUUACUAUCCAGGGGCAAACUAGCAUAUUUCAAGUAUAUCGUGGAAUUGCUCUGGCCUAUCCUGUACUUUGUCGCUACUGUUGUGACUUGGACGACACCUUCCGGCCCGGCGUUGCAUUUCCCACCUGAAGACAUUUAUCUUGACAAGACAGCCAAGCAGCGGACCGAUCCCUCGCAGGACAACGUCUGCGGAUACGUCAACGCGUCGAGUUGGAGCCAGGUGCUCUUCUCGUACACCACCAAGGUCGUCAUGUUUGGCUAUGCCUCACAGAGUCUCGAGAUCAGCGACCUUCCCAUCCUGCCUCUCGAUAUGCGCGGAGUGUAUCUGUAUACGAAGAUGCAAAAAAUAAUGCAAAGCGUAAAGUUGCGCUGGGCAAAACCGGGAUCUGGAUGGCAACUCGGUUGGCGGAUCUUCCGCGCCAACGCUGGAUCUCUCAUCGCGCUGGCAUCGCUCUCCGCUGUCUCUGGGGUUUUGUGGUACACACCUCCGUUAUUCUUGGAGCAGCUCGUGAAGUAUCUCGAGUCGGACCCGGAGCGCAAAGACAGGAGUUGGGGAUGGGCGCUUGUCGUUGGAAUGUUCCUCUCUAAUGCUCUGACUGUUCUGGUGACGAGCCAGCUGUGGUCACUUUGCUCAUCUGUCAUUCAGUGCCGCAUUCGAUUGGAGUUGAACAGUAUAUUGUUCCAGAAGACACUCGUGCGGAAGGACGUUGCCUCCUCUGCCCCUCGUACUGGCGAAGACGGUAGCGAUGGCGCAAAGAAGGACGAGGACGAGGACUUUGCGAGCAAGGCACAGAUUAUGACGUUGAUGACGACCGACACGGAUAGAGUUAGCGACUGCUCUCGCUCCAUCUACUCUCUCGUUGAUGUGCCCAUCGAGCUUGUUAUUGGUUCGCUCUACCUCUAUAAACUACUCGGUGUAUCAUGCUUUGUCGGUCUUGCCUGCACAGUCGGGUUCUUGCCUAUCAACAGUCUCUGUGCCAAGAUAACAGUCCAUGCGCAAGAAAAACUGAUGAAGGCCCGCGACGAGCGUGUUUCUUUGAUGAAUGAGAUUUUGGGAGCCAUCCGCAUGCUCAAGUUUAUGGCAUGGGAGCGAAGCUUCGAAAAGAAAGUACUCAAGGUCCGCGAGAAAGAAUUAAAGGCUCAAAAAACCAGCUAUAUGAUUGGCGUUCUUUUUGAGGCUGUUUGGGAUGGUUCUCCAAUUGUCGUCACCCUUGUCUCUUUCUGGCACUUUGCAUUCGUUCGCCAGCAGACCCUGACUCCGUCUAUUGCUUUUACUUCUAUCCUAGUGUUCCAGGAAAUGAAGUUUGCUCUGCACACUUUGCCAGAGCUGGCACUCAGCAUCAUGCAGGCCUUUGUCUCCCUUCGUCGUAUUGAGAAAUAUCUCAAUGGCGCAGAGGUGGACGUUUCAAAUCCAGAAGACCAACCCCAACAUAUCUCACUUCAAAACGCAUCCAUCACAUGGCCUCAACAUCGCGGUGUCAGUGCCAGCGCAACUUCUACGGCGCCACCCACCCCCCGGAAUAAAUUCGUCCUACAUGACCUGUCGUUUACCCUUCCGCAAGGCGAGCUCUCGCUCAUCUGCGGUAAGCUAGGAAGCGGGAAGAGCUUGAUGUUGCUCGCACUCCUAGGAGAAGCGGAUGUUCUGACAGGACAACUCCAUUGUCCUCGCUCUUCUCCAAAUAUUCUGGCUUAUCUUGGCAAGGAUCGUGUAGUCAAGAAGGAAGAUUGGAUCGUCAAAGGUGUCGUUGCUUACGUGCCUCAGAGCGCGUGGCUUCGCAACGCUUCCAUCAAAGAUAAUAUUUUGUUUAAUCUUCCUCUGGAUGAGGAGCGUUAUCAAAAGACGCUUGAGGCUUGUGCUCUGUUGAGUGAUCUCCGGAUCCUGGAAGACGGAGAUGAGUCCGAAAUUGGCGAGAAAGGGGUUAACCUCUCCGGAGGCCAAAAAGCUCGAGUUUCACUGGCCCGAGCGGUCUACUCUCGUGCAUCCGUAAUUUUGUUGGACGACGUGCUUUCUGCAGUUGACGCGCAUACCGCCCACCACCUAUAUCACGAAUGUAUCAAGGGAGAAUUGAUGCAUGGCAGAACAAUCGUCCUCGUGUCGCACCACGUUCAACUCGCCUCGUCCGGAGCUGGCUACGUCGUAGCACUUGACAAUGGACGCGUCAUCUUCCAAGGCGAUCGGGACGCAUUCCAAGCCUCGCCAGUCAUGGACAGUUUGGCACAUUCAGUGGCUAUCAACGAAGACAAAGUAACGGAGGAAAAAGAGGGGCUGACUAUCGAAGAUCUUGAGGACGAACCUGAAACCUCGACUACCGGCAAGGGCUCCGAAGGCACUCCAACAGUUGCGGCAGGCGAAGGUGCCAAAGUGGAACAUAAAGCUCCUCGCAAACUUAUUGAAGAAGAAAAGCGCGUGGUCGGGCGCAUUGGUCGAGACAUAUGGAAACUCUACGUCACUGCCUGUGGUGGUUCGAUAUACUGGACCAUCUUCACGUUGUCCAUGCUUGCAGGGGCUGUGAGCCCUGUCGUUGAGAACUGGUGGCUGAAGACAUGGUCAGGCGCAAGUGCCGAGGAUACCGCCAGCAAUGGAGUGGGUUACUACAUGAGGAUAUAUGCAUUGGUUACACUUGUUGGCCUAUGCUUCACGACUUUCCGUUAUUUUAUUGUCUAUAGCGGCUCUAUUACAGCGUCCACGAAGCUGUUCAAACGGAUGCUGGAAUCCGUCUUGUUCGCCGACAUUCGCUUCCAUGACACGGUAUCUCGAGGUCGCCUGCUGAACCGAUUUGGAAAAGACUUCGAAGUAAUUGACAGUCAGCUUGCUGAUAACUUCGGCCGCUUUGUAUGGUACGGCUUGGCUGUGGCGGCAAUUGUUGUUACUGUCACCUAUAUCGGGGGCUGGGUGUUUGUCCCUGUAGCAUGCGUGCUCGGGUGGAUGUAUUAUCAAGUUGCUAAGGUUUAUGGCCAAACCUCACGCGACAUGCGUAGACUAGACUCGGUCGCACGCUCACCUCUCUACUCCAUCUACGGAGAAACAAUCGCUGGAGUCACCGUAAUCCGCGCGUUUGGUGCUUCGUCAAAGUUCCUGAGAGACAUGAUCCGAUGCGCCGAUACAAACGCUAACCCGUUCUACUGGCUGUGGAGUGUUAACCGCUGGGUUUCGACUCGCUUCAACCUGCUGUCUAGUGCAUUGGUUUGCCUGACUGGCUUGGUUGCUGUUAUAUCGCCAAAUAUCUCAGCGGCGUUGGCUGGAUUCGCACUUGCUUUCGCGACUAGCAUCACGGGCAAUAUCCUUUACUUGGUGCGGAGGUUUGUUGGUGUAGAGCAGUCAAUGGUUGCGUUGGAAAGAGUCAAAGAGUUCUCAGAACUGAAGGCCGAAGCCCCCGAAUUCAUUGAACCUCGCCCGCCCGCUUCUUGGCCUGCACAAGGAUCUGUUGUCUGCGAAGAUCUCGUCAUUCGCUAUGCCCCUGACCUGCCAGACGUCUUGCAUCACCUCAGCUUCGAAAUCCGUCCGGGAGAAAAGGUUGGUAUCCUGGGACGUACAGGCUCUGGCAAGAGUACUUUGGCCCUGUCAUUCUUCCGUUUCGUCGAAGCCACCGAAGGUCGUAUUCUCGUGGAUGGCAUUGAUAUCUCCAAGAUUGGUCUGAGUGACCUGCGGAGUGCACUCACAAUCAUUCCUCAGGAUCCUGUGAUUCUGAGCGGCACAUUACGCUCAACUCUCGAUGUUUUCGGCGAAUAUGAAGACGCAGAUAUAUUUGAGGCUCUGAAACGCGUUCAUCUCAUUCCUUCGGACGAACGCGUGGUUGCUGAGGUAGCGGAAUCCGAGGCUGCAAACGAGAAUGUUUUCCGUAACCUCGACUCCCCUGUCUCGGAGGGUGGCGAGAACUUCUCGGCCGGAGAGAAGCAGUUAUUGUGUAUGGCGCGAGCAAUCCUGAAGCGCUCGAAGGUGCUAGUUAUGGACGAGGCAACUGCGAGCGUGGACUACGCCACCGACGAGCUUAUCAGCAAGACGAUCAGACAGGAAUUCGCUUCCAGCACGAUCAUGACGAUUGCGCACCGUCUCCGCACGGUCAUCGAUUACGAUAGGGUCAUGGUUCUCGACGAAGGUCGUAUCGUGGAGUUUGACAAGCCUUCUUUGCUGCUAAGAGAGCAUUCGUCCAAGUUCUAUUCGCUGUGCAAGGCAACUGGGAAGAAAGAGUUUGGGGCGUUGAAGAAAAUGGCUGGUCUCUAGAUCCAGACCUUUUCUUGAUAGCUUGUAAUCUCGUAAAGAGUGUUGCACUUUAGUUCGGUAUAUGUAAACUACGACUCCUCUGUCAUGUGAACCCAGUACUAGUGGUAGAGCUUAAGCUUCAGAAUGAAACUUCGUUCGACAAGCC